UCCGGGUUGUUUGAUGUCCCGGCUGAAGCGGUUGCCGUGGGUUUCCACUUUCUGCGAGCGGCGGUGGCCUCAGCCUGGAAUGUGGGAGCCGCGGCCUGGGUGAGAGCUGGGCUCGCCCUUCUGGUGUUGAGCGCUCCGAGUCUGGGCGAUGAGCGUGCGAGGCCUCGGCCCCGGCCUCACCGCCGCUCUCCUCCUCUUCCUGCAGCUGGUGGUGGUUUUACCAGGAGACGCCGUCGUUGGCAGGGAAGCCGGGCCCCCGUCACAAACCCGGGGCCACGAGCGUCAGUUCGAUACUUUGAAUCAAUUGUUAACUGAUUAUGACAUCCUCUCCUUGUCGGAUAUCCAUCAGCACACUGUAAGAAAGCGUGAUGCAGGACUACAGUCCCAUAUAGAACAAUCUGUACAGUUUUCAGCCCUCAACAGAAAUUUUAAACUGUAUUUAACUUCAAGCGUGGAGCAAUUUUCUGAAACUUUCAGAGCAGUUGUAGUAGAUGGAUAUGGAAAUGAAGAAGAAUAUCCUGUGCAAUGGAAAAACUUCUUUACUGGCCACGUGAUUGGUGAACCAGGGUCAAAAGUCCGAGCUGUUAUUGAUGAUGAGGAUUUUACUGCCAGAAUUGUUACUGAUGAAGGAGAAUAUAAUGUAGAGCCACUAUGGAGGUUUAUUGAUUCUGUGCCUGUUGAAAAAUUGUUGGCAUACAAAUCUGAAGAUGUCCGGGAAAUUGGGCGUUUAACGUCAUCAAAUGUUUGUGGUUAUGUAAAGCUGAAUGAAUCUGAGCUUUUUCCAGAAGAUGUUGAGGAUGAGGAGGAUGAUUUUGAUAUAGAUGCCUCGACAGAAUACAUCCAGCGGCAGAAAAGGCAAAAUGCUCCUCGGGAUACUGAGAAGAAUACUUGCAAAAUGCUAGUUGUAGCAGAUUAUCGUUUUUUUAAGCACAUGGGGCGUGGGGAAGAGAGCAUCACCAUCAAUUAUUUGAUUGAAUUGAUUGACCGAGUGGAUGACAUUUAUCGAAAUACCACAUGGAGUGCAGGUUGGAAAGGAUAUGGAGUACAGAUAGAGGAGAUCAUCGUUAAUAAAGAACCGACAAAGGUGACCACAGGACAGAAACAUUACAAUAUGGCUGGAAGCUAUCCAGAUAACAAAGAUGCUUGGGAUGUAAAACCUCUGCUAGAGCAAUUCAGCGCUGAUAUAGCCAAAAGUGCUUCUGAAGUUUGCCUUGCACAUCUGUUUACGUACCAAGAUUUUGAACAUGGAACACUUGGGCUAGCUUAUGUUGGAUCUCCAAAAGCACGUGCAUUAGGUGGCAUUUGCCCUACACGUAAGUCCAAAUCCUAUGACCACCCCAACAUGCAGAAGCCAGUUUACCUAAACACUGGAUUAACUAGCACUAAGAACUACGGGAAAACAAUCCUCACCAAGGAAGCAGAUCUUGUCACUACUCAUGAAUUAGGCCAUAACUUUGGAGCGGAGCAUGAUCCAGAUACCAGUGAAUGUGCCCCUACUGAUGAUGGUGGUGGGAAAUACGUCAUGUAUCCCAUUGCAGUGAGUGGUGACCAGGAUAAUAACAAGCUGUUCUCCAACUGCAGCAAACGAUCGAUUUAUCAGACACUAAUUACCAAAGCAUCCAAGUGCUUUCAAGAAAGGAACAACAAAGUAUGUGGGAAUUCACGUGUGGAUGAAGGAGAGGAGUGUGAUCCUGGACUUCUACAUCUAACUGAGGACAAAUGUUGUACUCAACAAUGUCGACUCAAAAAAGACAAAAAAUGCAGUGAUAAGAACAGCCCAUGCUGCAAGGAUUGUCAAUUUGAAAAAGCUGGAAAGAAGUGUCAGGAAGCAAUCAACGCAACAUGCAAAGGAGAAUCCACUUGUACAGGGACUGACCAGUUUUGUCCUGCUCCUGGUAAUGCUGCAGAUGAUACCAUCUGUGUGGACAUGGGAAAGUGUUCAAAUGGGGAAUGCAUUCCUUUCUGUGAGGCAGAGAAAGGUCUCAAAUCAUGUGCUUGUAAUGAGACGGAUGAUUCCUGUAAAGUUUGCUGCAGAGAUAAGGGAAUUUGCAGUCCAUAUAUAGAUAAAAACAAACAAUUUUUGUACCUGCGCAAAGGGAAACCCUGCACUGUUGGAUUCUGUGAUGGGCAUGGCAAAUGUGAAAAACAAGUACAAGAUGUCAUAGAACGAUUCUGGGAUUUCAUUGAGAAAUUAGAUAUCAACACCUUUGGGAAAUUCCUGGCAGAUAAUAUUGUUGGAUCUGUUGUCGUAUUCUCUCUGGUGUUUUGGAUUCCCCUCAGUAUUCUUGUCCACUGUGUGGAUAAGAAGCUAGACCAGCAGUAUGAGGAGAGCACAAAAACAUUCUUCCCUUCCAGUAACCCUGAGAUGUUUAGUAGCCUAGAGUCUGCCUCAGUUCGAAUAGUGAAGUCUCUUCCUCAGUCUACGAGCCGUUUUCAACCACCACCACCACCACCACCACCAGUUACUGUUCCAACACUGGUAGUGCCAACAAAAACUGACCAUCAUCGGAUGGACACUAUACAGGAAGAUCCUAGCGCUGACUCUCUAAUUGGUGAGAGUGGGUUAGAUGAGGAUCCUUUUCCAAAUAGUAGCCAGACAGCAAAAUCCUUUGAAGAUUUAACAGGGCAUUCUGUCAACAGGAGUGACAAGGCAUUCAAAUUGCAGCGACAAGCCCGGAUUGACAGUAAGGAAACAGAGUGCUGAGUUCGUCAGUCAGAGUAGUCAUUUUUUAAAAAAAGCUGAAUUAUUUAUCAUGUGGCUUCUCUGAUUUUUGUUACAAGUUAAAUCCAACUAUGUGUAAAUUUGAUAUGAUCUACUUCCCUGCAUGUGCAGUAUUUUUUAAAGAACUGGUAAUUUGACUCCUAGCUUGAAGCUCCUAUAACUGGCCCUGAAGUACCGCAAUCUGACUCUAAAUGCAGCCCUUUUUUUUUAAGUAAAUGAAUAAAUUUGGGCCAAUCAUGACUUAGCAUAAAUAAUUCAAAUCCUUGAGUAAAUUAUCGUUGUAUUUUUUACAAUGCAUACCUGUACAUAGUCAUCAAGUCUUGCAAGCAAUGCAAGUAUAUUUUCUUUUAUUUUUAAAAAAAAAAUUCCAAAAACUGACACUGUUUGAAAGGACUGAUGCCAAUUGCUACCCUGUCACAUUUAUAACUAACAUUCAGUCAUGUUCUUCUCUGUAUCAGUACUUGCAAGCAGUGUGGGCAGAUUAAUGCUGCAAUUUUUGUAAUGAUUUAAGGCUUUUGUGAAUAUAAAAACUUUGGGGAACUAGUAUGAUAGCAUUGUACUUUAAUAAAGAGUUUGGAUUUUUAA
Molecule: messenger RNA, 3307 nt
Organism: Carcharodon carcharias (great white shark)
Lineage: Eukaryota; Metazoa; Chordata; Chondrichthyes; Lamniformes; Lamnidae
Gene: adam17b
Product: ADAM metallopeptidase domain 17b
Exons: 19
Coding region: 149-2704 (851 amino acids)
Biological process (GO): membrane protein ectodomain proteolysis; Notch signaling pathway
Cellular component (GO): plasma membrane
Molecular function (GO): metalloendopeptidase activity
Source: RefSeq, a predicted model, not a curated record